UUUUGCUAAUCGCAAAAACUUCAUCAGUUUGAGAAAAUUGAUUUUUCAAGCAAUCUCAAUGAGCAAUCGAUUUCUCGCUUCGCUAAUGAAAUGGCAGCAGUUUCCUUUCAUCUCACUAACCUAGUUUUUUUUAAUAAAAUUAUUAUACAAAAUGGCGGCAAGCACUUCUCAUGACAAGCAAUAUCUAAAUAUGGAAGGCACAAGUUAUGUUACGAAGACGUUAAGUUUUCAAGAACAACAAAGACUAGAACAUGAGAAAUUACAUGAAAAGCACAAAGGACAUGAAGCAAUGCAUCUAGAAAUGAUUUUAAUCUUACUAACUACCUUAGCAGUUGCUCAAAUAUUACUUGUUCAGUGGAAAAAAAGGCAUUUUAAAUCUUAUCAGAUGGUAACAUUAUUUGGUGUUUGGGUUAUUCCUUUAUACUUCAAUAUUCGUUUAAGAUGGUUCAGGAUGCUGUUUUUCUGGAGCAUAUUUUCAAUAUCAACUGCUUAUAUAGUUUAUAAUGCAACUAGACAACCACUUGCCCCAACAACUCCGAGAAUGGUGUACAAAUGGUUUUUUUUCAUUCACAAAGGAACAACAGCUUUGAGCUUGCUUGGUUAUUUUGCUAUCAUGUUAACAUUAUUGGGGGUAUCUACAAUGUUACAAAUUAAUCCUGAUAUUGCUGCAGAGUUUGGAUUGGUAGUUUUGUUUUAUGGUUUGUAUUUUGGUGUUCUUGGAAGAGAUUUUGCAGAGAUAUGUGCUGAUAAAAUGGCAUCAAAGUUGGGUUACACUACAGUAAGCGGUCUACCCAGUCGAAAACUGAAUGAAGGAAUAUGCGCUGUGUGUGGUCAAAAAAUCGAACCUGAAAAUACUUCGGAGAAAACAUGUCGUCUUUCCUGUGGUCACAUAUUUCAUGAAUUUUGUAUACGUGGUUGGUGUAUAGUUGGCAAAAAACAAACAUGUCCUUACUGCAAAGAGAAAGUUGAUUUAAAGAGAAUGUUUCCUAAUCCAUGGGAGAAACCUCACAUAUUAUUUGGUCAAUUAUUGGAUUGGUUAAGAUAUCUUAUUGUUUGGCAACCUGUUAUUAUUUUGGUUGUUCAACUUAUAGUUUGGAUUUUGGGUUUGGAAUAACGCUGAGUGACUUAGAAAUAAGGAAUAAAUUGAAAGAAACAGGAAAUUGUAUAAAUUUAAACUCUUAACUUAUUUUUCUAAAUGCGAGCGUCAUAAAUUAUUGAUUCGUACGGAAAAUUUAAAUUAAAAAUGAAAUAAUGCGUUAGUUAAAGUUCUUAUGACACCAAAUUUUACCAUACAACUUUCUGAUUGCAAUGUAAAAUCAAUGGAGAAGUGAAUUGAGUUUUUGGUUUUUGGAGAUAUUCAACUUUUUUCACUAUGUCAAUAACAUCGUUGUCAAAACGUCACAGUUGGUGCAAAUUUAACAUUAAGAAAUAGUAGUUUUCUCGACAGAGUCGGUAUUUAACUAUUUUACAUUGACACCGUAUUAUAUAUUCGUCCAUACUUGCAUAAUUUGUACAUAAAACGUUUCAACGAUAUUGAAAAUUGAUGAUAUUUAAAUUGUUGUUAGUCUCUAUGAUGCCAUAACGAUUUUUUUGUGUAAUUAAUGAAGUUAAAUAUCUCUAGAAAAGGUGUUGCAUCCGCAAAAGUACUUAUGAAGUCAUUUUAUAUGUUCUUUGAAAUGCAAUAAACAAUUUUUGAUAAAAUUUCGUGUCAUAUAAACUUUUUCAAAAGUUACGACACUUUUCAUCGUUAAUAAUAACGAGAUCAUCGAUUCAUAGUUAAAAAAUUGAUAUCAUUAUUUAUCGAUUAAGGCUUCGACCAUAAAUUCAUUUAAUGAAUUAGUUUGACAAAAAAUAAUGAAAUUUGUACAAUUAGUCGAAAUUAUAUUUGACAUUGCUUGUU
Messenger RNA from Xenia sp. Carnegie-2017, 1900 nucleotides. Its product is annotated as RING finger protein 121-like. Gene Ontology annotation, cellular component: endoplasmic reticulum membrane; Golgi membrane. The transcript is spliced from 8 exons. Gene Ontology annotation, molecular function: ubiquitin protein ligase activity; metal ion binding. Lineage: Eukaryota; Metazoa; Cnidaria; Anthozoa; Malacalcyonacea; Xeniidae. Bases 152 to 1114 code for a protein of 320 amino acids. The record is from RefSeq and is a predicted model, not a curated record.